GUUGAAAACAAACGUGACAAGAAGUGAAUGGAGCGCGAGAUAAUAUCGAUUUCUCUCAAGAAUAAUUGACUUACCCUGGAACAGACACAAGUCGGCGCCGCGUCAAUACGUGAUUGGAUGGUCGGUUAGUAUCCACUUCCCCUGCGCUUGCGUCCUGCCCACCCUGCAGCCACAUGGAGCGUAAGCGGGCAGGCGGUAAAUUAGAUGGCAUCCUCCCCCAUCCAGAGACGGUAAUAUCAGAGACAUUAUUUAAUAAUACCUGCCGACCGACGGUGUCGACAGCUGCCAAGCACCAUGCAGCGCCAACCACUCACCCUGAACCUGGACAGUCUUCCCUCGUCGCGACCGACCACGCGCGAAGGCGACAUUUCCGCGACCAUCAACGCCCUCCCCCAGCCCGCCGUCAAAGACAAGGAUCGCAAGUCGUCCUUCUCCCGAAAAGCAACGUCCUUUACCAAUGCUGCCCGCCGGCGCGGCAGCUCCAACACCACCGACGUCUCCUCCUCCUCCUCCGCGCCCUUCAUCACCGACGCCACAGCGCCUCCAGCGCUCCCCGAGUACGCGAUCCCCAGCGCAGCCAAGCUCACGCCUCGCGCCGAGAUCGAAGACCCCUUUCGGAGCGUGGCCUCACCGCCCGACCACGUCAAGAUGCUCUCCAGGACAGCGACAGGUGCCAGCAUGCCCCCUCCCCCAACACCCAUCGGUGGCGGCGGGGGGUUCUGGCAAGGGAGUGAAGGGACCGGCGCCGGGUACAAGCACAUGCAAGACACGAUUCGAAAACGAAUGGCGACAAUGGACUACCUGCGGAAAGCACACGCCGGGCGGUGUUACUGGUUCAACGCAUAUCUCAUGGACAAGUCAGAUCUCCACCGGGUGUUUGACCAGCGCAAGCUGGCGAGGCGAGCGACGAAUUACCUACUGCUGGGCCUCUCGCUGCCGGUGCUGGCCGACUUGUACUCGAGCACCCCUGUCGAGUUCCUGAGGGCGUUGACGGGGCUGCUCAACGAAUUCGAGUCCUUUCAGCAGCUACGAAACGAUUCCUCCGCGUCCGCCAUCUCGCGCGCCAGGCUGCCCACCAUGUUUCGUCGUCCAGGCGGGAAAUCACGACGCUCGACAUCGGCGGCCGAGGAGGAUUCGUCGUCGUACCCCUUGACAUCGGGCAGCCUCCCCUCUGCGCCCGCGCCGAGCGUCAUGAACUUUGCGGCGUCCGAGUCCGACCUGCUGCCCGGCGAGGAGUACACAUAUCUGCUGACGCCGUCGCUCCCCUUUGAGCCGGAUUACUUUGAGACGUUUGCCACGCUGUGCGAUGCGCUGAGCGACGUGUACAACAGGGUACUCAUGUUGGUGCCCACCAUGAGCGGGUGUACGCCAGCUGUUAUGGAACAGUUUGCAAAGGCGGACACGCGCGUGAGGAAGAUCCUUGUUGCGGGUGUUGUGAAGGAGUUUGAGGAGAGUAGCCGGGCCAACAUCAAGGCCGAGGUUGCGAGUGUUGGGAAAGUGGUCCUGGGUGGAUUGAUGUAACGAAGCCAUGCCGGUAGGGAAUCUUUUGACGGGCUGGGGAGUUUAGGCAUCAUCAUGAGGCGUUCUCUUUUUUUA
Messenger RNA from Emericellopsis atlantica, 1596 nucleotides. RefSeq lists its product as uncharacterized. NCBI's taxonomy places the organism in Eukaryota, Fungi, Ascomycota, Sordariomycetes, Hypocreales, Bionectriaceae. The transcript has a single exon. Bases 295 to 1521 code for a protein of 408 amino acids. The record is from RefSeq and is a predicted model, not a curated record.